Molecule: messenger RNA, 2802 nt
Organism: Xenopus tropicalis (tropical clawed frog)
Lineage: Eukaryota; Metazoa; Chordata; Amphibia; Anura; Pipidae
Product: oocyte zinc finger protein XlCOF22-like
Exons: 3
Coding region: 499-2091 (530 amino acids)
Cellular component (GO): nucleus
Source: RefSeq, a predicted model, not a curated record
CUCAUCUCCAACAUCAUCCAGCUGCUGACUGGAGAGGAGUCGGAGAAUUUGAAUAAAGACAGUGCCCUCAGCACAGAAGGAAUAAAGGAGGAGGAGCCCCAGCAGCUCCACCCACUGGCGGCCUGUGAGUAUAAAGAUGGGAGCGAUGUUACAGCACAUACGGAAGCAACUUUAUGUAAUAAUGACGGAAAUUUCAUAGACCCUGAGAUUUCUCAAGGGCAACAGCCCCCACCAGCCAAUGGGAUUAAAGAGGAAGCGGCUUCAUGGGAAGAUGGAAACCAAUCAGAUUGCAGCAUUAAUCCCCUUACGGAACAGAUCCAAGAACCAGAAACAUCUACUGUUAUCACGGGGUGCAGCCUGAAUAACAGCUCGGCAGAUGAUUAUAUAUUAGUUAAUAUUAAAGAGGAGGCGGCUUCAUGGGAAUGGGUAACCCAAUCAGACUGCAGCAUCAAUCCCCUUACAGAAAAGAUACAGGGAACAGACACACCUACUCCUAUCAUGGGGUGCAGCCUGAAUAACUGCUCGGCGGAGGACUAUGUAUCAGUUGUUGUUAAAGCGGAACUGGCAUCAUCUGAAGGAGAUCGCCAUUUUGAAGACCAAAUACAAGGAAUAGAUAAGUCAACUGUCAUGGGGCGGAGCCUGGACAACAGCACAACUGAGCAGAUACAGGGAACAGACACACCUACUCCUAUCAUGGGGCGCAGCCCUGUAAAAACUAGCAAUAAAUAUGAUGAAAAUGCAGAUACAUCCCCCGAUAAAUCCGGCAUAGCAACAAAUACUUUGUGUAACAAAUACAGCUGCAAUGAGUGCCACAAGCAUUUUACUGAUAGGAGAAAAUUUGGUAAACAUCAAGGAAUGCACAAGAGAGGGAAACCUUUUUCCUGUUCUGAGUGUGGGAAAUGUUUUCCAUGUCGAUGGAACCUUGAUCGUCAUCACAGAACUCACACAGGGGAGAAACCAUUUUUAUGUACUGAAUGUGGGAAAUGUUUUUCAUGUCAAUCUGACCUUAAAAAACAUUACAGAACCCACACAGGGGAGAAACCAUAUUCUUGUUCUGAAUGUGGAAGAAGUUUUUCAUAUCAAUCUCACCUUAAAGAACAUUACAGAACCCACACGGGGGAGAAACCUUUUUCUUGCUCGGAAUGUGGAAAAUGUUUUGCUUCUUUAUAUAUACUCAAUGUCCAUCAACGACGAACCCACACAGGGGAGAAACCAUUUUGUUGUUCUGAAUGUGGGGAGAGUUUUGCCGCUUCAUCAGAACUUACUGUCCAUCGGAAAACCCACACAGGGGAGAAACCUUAUUCUUGUUCUGAGUGCGGGAAAUGUUUUUCAUUUCGAUCCCACCUUUAUAAUCAUCGCAGAACCCACACAAAAGAGAAACCUUUUUCUUGUUCUGAGUGUGGGAAAUGUUUUCCAUAUCAGUCUUGCCUUAAAGAACAUUACAGAACCCACACAGGGGAGAAACCUUUUGCUUGUUCUGAUUGUGGGAAAUGUUUUGCCAUGUUAUAUAACCUUAAUGUUCACCAUCGACGAACCCACUCAGGGGAGAAACCCUUUUCUUGUUCUGAUUGUGAGAAGAGUUUUGCCACUUCAUCAGACCUUACUAGUCAUCGACGACGAACCCACACAGGGGAGAAACCAUUUUCUUGUUCUAUUUGUGGGAAAUGUUUUGCCUUUUCAUCAGAACUUACUGUCCAUGGACGAACCCACACAGGGAAGAAACUUUUUCCUUGUUCCGAAUGUGGGGAAUAUUUUGCCUCUUCAUCAGAACGUAUUUGCCAUCAAAGACGACACCACCCGAAGAAACCUUUUUCCUGUUCAGAAUGCGGGAAAUGUUUUUCAGGCCCAUCAGUUAUUAAAGAACAUCUCAAAACCCAGACAGAAGAGAAAAGAUUUUCUUCUAUGAAAUGUAGUAAAUGUUAUUCUUGUCCUGAAUGCGGGAAAUGUUUUUUCACUUCAUCGGAACUUACCGUCCAUCACAGAACUCACACAGGGGAGAAGCCUUUUUCUUGUUCUGUGUGUGGAAAAGGUUUUACACGUAAUCGUAAUCUUAAGAUACAUUUUCAGAGUCACACAGUAGGAAAACCAUAAGCUUUCUUCUAAAUGUAUGAAAUGGUUUAUACAUCAGAAAUCAGGCAAACAUAUUUUCCCAUUGAUUACAUCUUAUGUUAGAAGAAAUUUACAGAGGAAAGGGAACAACUUCAUGUACAAUAGAAUAUAUCCAUAGGACAAUCCUUAGACCAAUCCUGUUCAGCUGAAGACUCCGGGGCAUGAUCGACACAGGUGAUGCUAAGACAGGUGCCCCGUAAUGCUCCUCCCACGGCACUGGCUCCCCAUUGGGAACUGAGGGACCUCAUUUCAUCUUAGUUCACAGACAUUGGAAUAUAUCUCCACCUCCCACCAACAGAUAAUAUUCUGGGUAUUCUGGUUACUGUAUAAAAAUCCCUUUAUAUGAAAUCUAUUUUGUGAAAUUCCUUUUCCAGGAGAUGUGUCAGGCUGAUUCAAUGUUUUUUUGUGUUUAUGGUUGUUAGUAGGAAAUUGGUUGUUUCUGAUUAUUAGUCACGACUGAAAACUAUGUAUAUAUAUAUAUGUAUAAUUGUAUUUAUAUAGCGCUACUAAUGUACGCAGCACUGUACAGCAUAACAAUAAAUUAAUAAACAAGCAGGGGGCCAUUAUAAUAAUAGAUAAAUAUAAUCAUGAAUUAAUAACAAACAAACACAGAGCUAAGUGACACAAGACAAGAGGAUGGAGGUCCCUGCCCCAUAGAGCUUACAAUCAAAUUGGGAGGAUAAUUUACAGUGG